Chondrus crispus (carragheen) is the source of this 105-nucleotide messenger RNA. RefSeq lists its product as hypothetical. The record is from RefSeq and is a predicted model, not a curated record. The transcript has a single exon. Bases 1 to 105 code for a protein of 34 amino acids. NCBI's taxonomy places the organism in Eukaryota, Rhodophyta, Florideophyceae, Gigartinales, Gigartinaceae.
AUGCUUUCCAGUUUGCAACAUGUGCAACUGACUCUUGUCAACACUGGUUUUAUCCCACCUAGCAAAAUUCCGGUACAGUACAAAGCGUGGCGUCGUGCACAGUGA